CGUGAAUGAAGCAUCCUCAGAGCAUCCAGGAGCCCCGCACGGUGCAGGCUGCUUUGUUUAUUUCUCCACUAUCCCUGCUUCUGCUGCGGGAUAAAAUAACGGAGGCUCACCUCGGUUCUCAUAUGCAGUCUUCAAAACCAACACGACGUUGGUGUGUUUAUUCUACUAACUGCCAUGGCUAGAAGAACGGACACCCCAUCUUCUUAUCAUGGUGAACCAAUCAAGUUUGAUCCAAACUUCAGAGGGCCUGUUCAUAACAGGAGCUGCACUGAUGUGCUUUGCUGCAUUAUCUUUGUCAUCGUUAUCCUUGGUUACAUCGCCCUGGGUACUGUGGCCUGGAUUCAUGGAGACCCCAGGAAAAUCGUGUAUCCAACUGACAGCCAGGGUCAGUUUUGUGGCCAGCAGAACACCUCGAAUGCAAACAAAGCCAUAUUAUUCUACUUCAACAUGCUGAAAUGUGCCAGUCCUGCAGUUUUAAUUAACCUCCAGUGCCCUACAACUCAGCUCUGCGUCUCCAAGUGCCCUGACAGAUUUGCCACACUGCUGGAAGUUUCAGGUACCAACAACUGGGGAUAUUACAAGCAAUUCUGCAAGCCUGGUUUUGUGAUUGGCAGUAAGUCGAUUGCAGAGGUGAUUCGAGAUGAAGAUUGUCCUCCAAUGAUUGUGCCAAGCAGACCAUUGCUACAGCGGUGCUUCCCAGAGUUCAAGUCAAAGGAUGGAGUAUUAACUGUAGCCGAUCAGACCACCUUCAAAGACGGUAACAACAAUACGAGGAGCGUCAUUGAUCUGAAAGAUGCUGCCAUAAGGAUAGCCAGUCUGCUGAACGCCAAAGAAGUUGGCAUCAAGAUCCUUGAGGAUUAUGCAAACUCCUGGAUAUGGAUCUUGGUAGGCCUGGGUUUUACCAUGGCGCUCAGUCUGAGCUUCAUCCUUCUGCUGCGCUACAUUGCUUGUGUGAUACUGUGGCUCAUGAUCUGCGGCAUCAUCUCUGCAGUCGGUUACGGUAUAUGGCACUGUUUCAAAGAGUACAGCGUUCUGAAAACAAAACCAGAUGUGAAUGUCACCAUCUCUGAUAUUGGCUUCCAGGCAGAUUUCAGCAUCUACCUUGAGCACAGCCAGACAUGGCUCAUCUUCAUGAUCCUGCUUAUUGUGGUUGAGGUUGUCAUCGUGAUUAUGCUGAUUUUUCUGAGGUCAAGCCUGGGCAUCGCUUUUGCACUGCUGAAGGAGGGAAGCAGGGCCAUCUUUUACAUCAUGUGUACACUCUUCUACCCGAUCAUCACCUUUUUCCUUCUUGGAAUCUGUAUAGCCUACUCUGCUGUCACAGCAGUCUUUUUGGCCUCUUCAGGUAAAGCGAUCUACAAGGUGACCCCUGCAGAUGAUCAGUGCAUGUAUGCAAACAUUACCUGCAGUCCACAGACCUUCAAUCAGACCAACAUUACCAAAGUUUGCCCUGGAGCACAGUGCUUGUUUGCUUUCUAUGGUGGAGAGAGUGUGUACCACCGCUACAUCCUGGUCCUACAUCUUUGUAACCUGUUUGUGUUCCUCUGGCUGGUCAACUUUGUCCUGGCUUUGGGGAAAUGCACCCUUUCAGGGGCAUUUGCUUCUUACUACUGGGCAAAGAGGAAACCAAAAGACAUCCCAUCCUGUCCAGUUUACUCUUCAUUCAGCAGAGCCAUACGUUACCACACCGGUUCUUUAGCCUUUGGUUCUCUAAUCCUCGCUAUGGUGCAGAUGAUCCGAAUUGUUCUUGAGAACCUCAAUCACAAAGUGAAAGGUUCUCAAAAUGCUUUGACUCGGUUCCUGCUCCACUGCCUCAGCUGCUGCUUCUGGUGCCUGGAAAAUUUCAUCAAGUUUAUCAACACAAAUGCAUACAUUAUGAUAGCAAUAUAUGGGCAGAACUUCUGCAGAUCUUCCAAGGAGGCUUUUGAUCUCUUGAUGAGGAAUAUUGUUCGGGUGGUUGUCUUGGACAAUGUCAUCUCCUUUCUGCUGUUGUUGGGAAAGCUGGUUAUUUCAGGUGGAGCUGGUAUCCUUGCAUUCUUCUUCUUCUCUAAGAGAAUACCCCUUUUUCAAGAAAUGGUACCUCCGCUUCACUUCAUUUGGGUCCCCGUUCUGACGGUGAUAAUUGGAUCGUUCAUGAUCACAAGUGGCUUUUUUAACGUCUACGCCAUGUGUGUGGACACGCUGUUCCUUUGCUUUUGUGAAGACCUGGAGAGGAAUGAUGGCUCUUCUUCCAGGCCCUACUACAUAUCUCCAGGUCUGCACAAGAUCCUCCGCAAAGGAGAGGAGCGUGCCAAAUCAAGUGCUUCCUCCUGAGCGACGUGCAGUUGUGUUCCUGAACUAUUGAUUUUGACUCAUGUCUCCAUCUGCUCUGUGUGCGGAGGGUUUGCAAGUUCUCGAGGGCUAAACAUCUAAACUGGAUGCACGGAUGAUUCAAACAUGAAAGGACAUGUUUAAGGAUUCAGGUUCCAAAGCAUAGUGGAUGAAAAAAAGACAAAAAAACAACACUUGACUUUGCUUCCUCUCAUGAGCCAGUUCAGAUACCUGCCUUUUUUCUCUGCUAUGCUUUUCUUCGUGUUCCUCUAUUUUCAGCUGACCUCUGCCUUACUAUGAGGGUACACAUAAUACACAGGAUGGAUGCACAAGCUGAGACUCAUAGCUUUUUUCUGUUUGUUUGUUAUUUAACCCAAACAAACAUGGGGACCCUAAAUUGUACAGAUGCCACAGGUGGACUACAGUGUAAAGCAUCACACUAUAAAGUGUUGGACUUCUGGGCACUUUCUUCUUGCACUUUGCUCUUUUCUUGUAAAAUCAUCUGUUUUACUCACCUACAGUGAUGGAAUCAUGUGUUUUAUUUCCUGCCUGCAGCAUGAUUAUUUUGCUGUUGUUUUCCAUGUUUUCGGUGGUUUUCAUCUAUCAUAAUCCUAACAUGGAUCCCAAAGUUAUUUUAACGCUACACGAGCUAAACUGUUGCAUAUUUUCAGUUUGCUUUACAGAUUUCUCCUUUUUAUUUAACUCUCCCUUGUAUGUACUGUAACACAGAGGCUUUGUGGGAGGUUAAGACUGUAAAAUGUGAUUUUUAUGGUUAUUGCUUAAAACAUGGACAGAACCUGAGACAUUUCAGGAAUAUAUGAAUGCAGCCGCUAGUUUAUGUGCCUAGUUGUCAAAAAAAAGGAAUCAAAAUGCUCCUCCUUCUGUGAUUUUAGACCUACAACUUGGAGUUUUUUGGGAUAACGUUUUUAAAAGGAUUUUAAAGCCAUCUUUGGUAUUCUUUUUAUUAUUAUUAUUGGAUGGUUCAGAUGUUGUGCUGUUUAUUACUCAGUAUAAUACACACCUCUGUCUGGAAAUUGAUCUGUGUUGUUUUUGUACAGGAUUUUUUUUUUCCUAAACUUGAUGAAUCCAAUGAAAAUGUGAUCAUUUGUUUUUGAAUAAACAUAAAUGGAUGAAGCAUCUCCCAAUGCACUUGAAGAGGUUUUAAAUUAAUAGC
Cyprinodon variegatus (sheepshead minnow) is the source of this 3481-nucleotide messenger RNA. It is a transcript of the gene slc44a5b, whose product is annotated as solute carrier family 44 member 5. Lineage: Eukaryota; Metazoa; Chordata; Actinopteri; Cyprinodontiformes; Cyprinodontidae. Gene Ontology annotation, molecular function: transmembrane transporter activity. Gene Ontology annotation, biological process: transmembrane transport. Bases 175 to 2310 code for a protein of 711 amino acids. Gene Ontology annotation, cellular component: membrane. The record is from RefSeq and is a predicted model, not a curated record. The transcript has 22 exons.